Messenger RNA from Recurvomyces mirabilis, 1098 nucleotides. RefSeq lists its product as uncharacterized. Gene Ontology annotation, molecular function: DNA binding; phosphoric diester hydrolase activity; endonuclease activity. Gene Ontology annotation, biological process: base-excision repair. The transcript has a single exon. Lineage: Eukaryota; Fungi; Ascomycota; Dothideomycetes; Mycosphaerellales; Teratosphaeriaceae. The record is from RefSeq and is a predicted model, not a curated record. The coding region runs from base 1 to 1098 and encodes 365 amino acids. Gene Ontology annotation, cellular component: nucleus.
AUGACCGCGAGUAUAUCGCCGCCGCCAUCGAAGCGGCGCAAGCUGGUUCAGACAUCUGGAGAGUCAGUUGCGGAUUUGUCGACAUAUCGCUUGAGGAUCUUCAGCCACAAUGUCAAUGGCAUCUCUCCAUAUCUGCAGCCAUCGAUCGCGAGCUUCUUCAAGCCGAAUGGCAAUAAUGAGGUCCCCAAAGCCUCCCUGCGAGACUUUCUUCGUCGGCAGGACUGGCCAACUGUGCUGUGUCUACAGGAGGUCAAGAUCCAUCCUGAGGACAGAGCGACAAUCAGAGCUGUCGAGAAAGCAGUCUCCGCGCCCAGCGACAGUGUCGAGCCAGACUACGUGAGUCAUGUCUGUUUGCCGUCGGACGCGCACAAUGCUCGAGGUUUCGGUCGAAAGAUAUAUGGUGUCGCUUGUAUCAUCCGCCGAGACUUCUUUGAGUCUCACGUAGAGAAAUUGAGGCUGGUCGAUUGGGAUCAAGAGGGUCGUUUCUUGGUGGUGGAAACGAAAGCUCUCGGGCCGGUGCCGCGGCUCGCAAUAUUCUGUGUAUACGCCGUGAAUGGGACAGACUUUCCUUACAAAGACUCGACAGGAAGGGUGACCGGAACUAGGCAUGACCGCAAACUGAUCGUGCAUGAGCUGCUUGCGGCCGAGUGUCGGGCGCUUGAGCACGGUGGCUUCAGCAUAGUCAUAGCGGGUGACAUCAAUAUAGCACGGUCUGCCUUUGAUGGCUUUCCCAGGUUGCGGACGAGUCCCGAGCAGCACUCUAUCAACCGAGUUGAUUUCGAGAAGAAAUUCUUUGCUUCGACGGAGAAUCUCUCACUAGGCGACGAGGACUCCACGGCUGAUCAAAAGGGCGAGCCUCCAACUCCAGGACUAGGCAUGAUUGACUCCUUCCGCCACUUACAUCCGGACAAGCGAGGCUACACGUACUACCCAAGAACGAAGGUAUUUGGUGCAAGUGCUGAUAGGGUAGACAUGAUUGUAGUGUCACGCUCACUAAAAGAUUGUCUGAGAGCAGCAGGGAUGCUCGAGACAGCUGCAGAGCGUGGCCCAAGCGACCAUGUUCCCCUCUAUGUAGAACUCGAAUUCAGGGAAGCGUGA